Messenger RNA from Histoplasma capsulatum G186AR, 1122 nucleotides. RefSeq lists its product as uncharacterized. The record is from RefSeq and is a predicted model, not a curated record. The transcript has 2 exons. Bases 107 to 442 code for a protein of 111 amino acids. Lineage: Eukaryota; Fungi; Ascomycota; Eurotiomycetes; Onygenales; Ajellomycetaceae.
AACAAACACAAGGAAAAAUAACAAUAUCCAUCCAAUUUCAUCUCUUACUAUCUAUUUUGCAGCGAUCCUCUUCCAUUUGAAAACUCUUCCACGAAAUUCAGAAAAAAUGCAGCUCUCCUUCGCUUCCGGACUCUUGAUGUUGGCUGCGGCCUGCGUUGCCUCCCCAGCUCCCGCUAAUGCACCUGUAGCAAGAGCUGCAGAACCACAAGUCCCUGGACCAGGGGAAUAUCCAGGUCCUUAUGAUUUCCUCGGGCAGACCACAGGUCCGUGGGACUGUGCCAAUUUGAUAGGGACUGCGCCCAACAGGAAGACUGCAAGAGGAAAGCUGGAGGCAAGGGCGACCUCGCCCGCUGCGGCUGGGGCGUGUGGCCUCGCUCUUGCUGGACUUGGACCUAGGUCUAAGCAAGUAGCCGGCGAUCAUGGACCAUGGCAAUUGGGAUAAAAAACCAGUGCCUUGUGGACCAUGUAUAUCCCAGCUCUAGCUUCGCUGCCUCCCUCGCAUUCUGCAAACGAACAUCCCCAACAUCCAGCACACACUUCUAUCACCUUCGCUAGCCCGAGUAUCGCCUCGACCAACAGCAUGCAACCCCCUUCCCACUCAAGCACACACCUUGGCUCCGUCCAACCCUCUGCCUCGGCGCCGGCAGAGCGAGUCUAGCAGUCCCACGAGCGGCCGUACGGAGAGUGGGAAGGACGGGUAUGGCAAUGUGGCGAUGUGGUCGCGAACCAGUUUCCAUCGAUACCUAGCGGUAUUUUUGACAGUGGGGUUUUUGGGGUCGGAGGCGGCGGUGGGGGUGGACGCCGUGGUGGAGUUUGGGGAAUGGGAGGACUGCUGAGCUGAGUUGGGUGGCGCUUGGUUUGGAUCAUGGUGAUGACGACAAUUGCCUUUUGCUUUUGCUUCUUUUGUUGCUUUUGCUUCUUUCGCUCCUUUUGGUGUAUGGAAUUCCUCAUCUGCAUUUUAAUCAAGCAUGGUAAGCAUGAUGCACCUGUUUUAUUUCGAUUGUAAUUUAGUACCUUGUUUCAAGACAUAUGUUCUGUGCUUUGUAGACUAGUUCAAUUGUUAAUACAAUUCAUUCUCAAUUAUUUAUUGAAAGGCAAUUGAUUCACAUACUGUACUUAUAU